Messenger RNA from Ornithorhynchus anatinus (platypus), 1432 nucleotides. It is a transcript of the gene TAMALIN, whose product is annotated as trafficking regulator and scaffold protein tamalin. NCBI's taxonomy places the organism in Eukaryota, Metazoa, Chordata, Mammalia, Monotremata, Ornithorhynchidae. The coding region runs from base 94 to 1287 and encodes 397 amino acids. The transcript is spliced from 8 exons. Gene Ontology annotation, biological process: signal transduction. The record is from RefSeq and is a predicted model, not a curated record. Gene Ontology annotation, molecular function: protein binding. Gene Ontology annotation, cellular component: plasma membrane.
CGGACCCCGCACCCCGGACCCCGGAGCCCGGACCCCGCACCCCGCACCCCACUGAGCGAAGCCCGGAGCCCAGCUCAGCCCUCCCCUGGAGCCAUGACUCUCCGCCGCCUCCGAAAACUGCAGCAGAAGGAGGAGGCGGCGUCCGGGCCGGACCCUCCGGGCCCCCCCAGCCCCCCGACGGCGGAGCCGGAGCCGGAGCCGGAGCCGGGGGCGGCCCCGGAUCCUCCGGCCCCCACGGAAGAGCUGUACGCGUCCCUGGAUGACUGCCACCCGGCAGAGCUCUACCGGGCCCUGGCUGUGUCCGGGGGGACACUGCCCCGCCGCAAGAGGUCUGGACCCCGCUGGAGGAGCCUCAGCCCGUCCCCAGAGCAGCACCGGAAGCUGCUCACUCUGGAGAAGGAGGAGAAUGAGGCCUUCGGCUUUGAGAUCCAGACCUACGGGCUCCAUCACCGGGAGGAGCGUUGUGUGGAGAUGGUCACCUUCGUGUGUCGCGUGCACGAGGCCAGUCCGGCCCAGCUGGCGGGGCUCACACCCGGAGACACCAUCGCCAGUGUGAAUGGACUCAAUGUGAGCGGAAUCCGGCACCGAGAGAUUGUGGAGAUCAUCAAGGCCUCGGGCAACGUGUUAAGGCUGGAGACUGUAUACGGCACCGCCAUACGGAAGGCAGAGCUGGAAGCCCGCCUGCAGUACUUGAAGCAAACCUUGUACGAGAAGUGGGGAGAAUACCGCUCGCUCAUGGUCCAGGAGCAGCGAUUGGUACAUGGCCUGGUGGUGAAGGACCCGAGCAUCUACGACACCCUGGAGUCGGUGCGGUCCUGCCUGUAUGGCGCCGGCCUGCUCCCACGCUCUCUGCCCUUCGGCCCCAUGCUCGCUUCCAUCGCCCCGGGCGGUGCCCCCGGCCAGCCCAGCGCCCGCCCCGCGCGCCCCGGGGCCGCCGACGCCGACGAGGCCGUCUAUCACACCUGCUUCUUCGGGGCGGCCGAGCUCCCCGACCCCAAGCCGCCCCCGCCCCCGCCGCCCCCGCCGCCCCCGGCCCGGCCCCGGGACCCCGGCCCCGCCCGACUCCCGCACCUCACCCGCAGUGCCAGCCUCAAGUGCGGGGGCCCGGGCGGGGGGCUGGGCGGGGGGCCCGGCGCCGGCGUCCAGCUGUGGCUGGAGCCGCGGGAACCGGGCCACGGCGGCGGCCCGGGCCUCCGCAAGCCCAAGUACAAGAGCUUCCGUCGCCGCCUGCUCAAGUUCAUCCCGGGACUCAACCGCUCCCUGGAGGAGGAGGAGAGUCAGCUGUAGCCGGGGGGGGGGGGGGGCGGCCGGGACCCUUAUUUAUUUAUUUAUUCAUUCAGGGCUGCGGGGGCCGGAGUGCAGUGCCUUGGGCUGGGGGAACCAGCUUCCUGACCCCCACCACCCCACCCCCGUCCCCCUGUCAGCCCCUCCC